CUCACAGCGAGACCCAAGCGACACCGCUUGCUGUAUGUAGCUUACAAAAACACCGGCAUCUUUUUUUAAAAAAACCACCAAAACACAGUUACGUUUGAAUCAUGCACCAUAGUGUUCAGUAUGUCUCGGUACUGACUGUUGUGUUGUUGCUGAAGUCUGCUAACAACUCACCGAUUACCGCCUUCAGCGCGUCUGAAGUUGACGCAACGGAAAACGAGGUCGUGGAUGUGCCGUGUCUCUUUGGUAGACUGAACUGUGACGACCGCUCCGGGAACAGCGAUGGACUGAUGGGCCGCAGUCUUCAGAAAAACAGUUCUCCGGUGUUCAGCGACAGAACAACAAUAUCGACGACCGAGAGAGGUGCCAGCAACGACGAUGCCGAAGAAACAUCCGUAGCUCGUGACGCAAGAGGAUACAUGCGGCGCGCAAGUAAGGUGAUCGCGCCGCUGGUGCUGGGUUUCGUGCUCGCCAGUGUGGUGAUGGGCGGCGUGACGGCGGUGAAGCUGUUCCUGGUGAAGGCUCUGCUGCUAAGCCAGCUGGCGCUGGGCGCGGCGCUGCUGCUGGCCGCCAAGUCGCUGCUCUCCGCCGUGGGCGGGGGUGGCUACCCCUCCCACCAGCCCUACCUGCACCACGUGCAGCCGAUACACCCGCCGCUGGUGGAGCCCUCGCCCUACCACCACAACCCCUAUGCAGCUGAACAUCACUUCGCUCCCUCUAUGGAGGGAUAUCCCGACUAUGGCUACCAAGCAGUUGGAAGAUCACCAGAGGCAGUUCCAGUGGAGCAAGAAGAUCUUCAAGCGCACUAUUCCAAUCAAGUGGCGGCAACGGCGCCAGCUGCCGCUGGAGCGCGGAAUGCCACCUCCAGGAUGGACGUGAGGCCGUUACCAACAGGUGGCAUCACCCUGGUCAAGAGCCAGUCACACCACGCGCCUGUGGUGGUCUACCGCAAGGUGGUGUCCACGGGACGUGCUGCCGCCAGUUAAGAACACGUCCGCGAGAUGCGGGCCAUCAGCCCUCUGAGUCUUUCAUUUAUACCCUUAUUUAUUAAUAUAUUUAUUUAUUUAAUCAUCGAAUAAACUAUUCCUUUCCUCACAUUUCAGCAAGUUGCCCUGAGAUAACAUUUAAUUCCAGGGAAUUAAAGCAACGAAACAUCUGCUUCAAAGAGUCGUUAUGUUGUACGGGCGGGCUGCCAUCAGUUAAGACCAGCACUCUUGUGUCUUUCGAUUAAACACUUAUUUAUUUACUUAUUUAAUCAUCGAGUAAUUUUCUCUCAGCUCACAUUUGAGCAAGCUGGCCUGAGAUAACAUUUAAUUUCAGGAAACUGAAGCAACUAAACAGCUACUUCAAAGAUUCAUUACGUUGUAUGGACCUUCGUCUGGAUGCAGCAUAUAUAGUCUCUGUCUUAUACUGAAUUUUGUUUAUUACUUGUAAUAUGUUUGAAAGAAUC
Schistocerca piceifrons (Central American locust) is the source of this 1447-nucleotide messenger RNA. RefSeq lists its product as uncharacterized. The transcript has 3 exons. Bases 102 to 983 code for a protein of 293 amino acids. The record is from RefSeq and is a predicted model, not a curated record. NCBI's taxonomy places the organism in Eukaryota, Metazoa, Arthropoda, Insecta, Orthoptera, Acrididae.